This is a messenger RNA of Coniophora puteana RWD-64-598 SS2, 1386 nucleotides long. RefSeq names its product PLP-dependent transferase. Gene Ontology annotation, molecular function: transaminase activity; pyridoxal phosphate binding. Lineage: Eukaryota; Fungi; Basidiomycota; Agaricomycetes; Boletales; Coniophoraceae. Gene Ontology annotation, biological process: amino acid metabolic process; biosynthetic process. The record is from RefSeq and is a predicted model, not a curated record. The coding region runs from base 1 to 1386 and encodes 461 amino acids. The transcript has 10 exons.
AUGAUUGAGAAGGAUCCUACGGAGAAGGAGCUUCCCGAGAAGCUCUACGAUCCGACUCACAACCCUGACGGAUUGCUUGUCAUGGGUGUCGCUGAAAACGCGUUGAUGACGCCCGUUUUUACGGAGUAUACCGAGAAGCACUCCCAUCUUCAUCCUGAUCAUCUACGAUACCGGUGGACAACGCGAAAAGGAUUCGCACCUACAGCUGAGGAAGCAUUGCCGAACUACAUCAACGAUACCUUCCACCCCAUUAUCCCUGUCACUCAAGAGAACUCAGUUGCUGGAGCAGGCGUAGGCUCCCUCAUCUCCCAGUUUUGUUGGCAUGUCUGCGAAGACGGAGAUGCCUUCCUUAUAACGGCGCCCUUCUACGAUGGAUUCCGGGGUGAUUGCGCAUACCCGUCUGGAACUGGGCUGGUCGUCGUAGAUAUACCACCAAGCAUAGAUCCUCUUACAAAGGAGAGCGUCAAGUACCUGGAAGCAGCCAUAAAGGAGCCUAAGACCGGUGGCCCGACCAUACGCGGCCUCAUUCUCUGCAACCCACAUAACCCCCUCGGCACAAUAUACCCGACCGAGAGCAUCGUCGCGUAUGCCCAGCUUGCUGAAAAGUACGACCUACACCUUCUGGUCGACGAGAUAUACGGCAACCAGGUCUAUGCGAGCUCGCUCGUCCCACACCCGCCGCCCUUCGUCUCGGCACUUUCCCUUGACCUCCUCUCUCUCGCGAACUGCAACCCAUCACGCGUGCACGUUGUCGCAGGACCAUCGAAAGAUUUUGGCGCGUCAGGCCUGUGCAUCGGGAUCUUCAUCUCGCAGCACAACCCGGAGCUGGUGAAGCUCAUGGACUCUGCUGCGGAGUCGAACCAGAUUUCUGGUUCCACGAACGCCAUCUUCGCCGCUGCGCUCAGCGACAGACAGUGGCGAGACUGGUUUCUGGAAGAGAACCGGCGUCGGACUGCUGAGGCGUUCGAGGUGGUUGUGGCAUGGUGUCGGUUCCACAAGAUACCGUUGUUACCUUGUUAUGCUGGGCAAUUUGCUAUUAUGGAUCUCGAAUCAGUUUUGAAUCAUUUUCGGACGAAGAAGACAUUGGAAGAGAAGGAAGAAGCGCUCUCAAGCAAGAUGCUGAAGGCCGGUGUCUUAAUGUUUCCGACUGGCCAAGACCAAUACCCUACGCGAUACCGACUCGUGUUCGUCCGCCCUCGCGACGUUCUUCAGCUCGGACUGCGCCGUCUUGAGACUGCAUUUGGGUUACCUCAUAUGAGCGAGAUAGGUGCUAAGGGCGACUCUGAUCAGGAGACAGCGGAAAGGUCUGGCUGUGUCAUUACGCAGAAGCUGGUGGAUGCAGUCUCUUUGGGUACAUCGACUGGAACGUGCAGGAAACCGUGUUGA